Ictalurus furcatus (blue catfish) is the source of this 1913-nucleotide messenger RNA. It is a transcript of the gene rtn4rl2b, whose product is annotated as reticulon 4 receptor-like 2b. Gene Ontology annotation, molecular function: protein binding. The transcript is spliced from 3 exons. Gene Ontology annotation, cellular component: plasma membrane. NCBI's taxonomy places the organism in Eukaryota, Metazoa, Chordata, Actinopteri, Siluriformes, Ictaluridae. The record is from RefSeq and is a predicted model, not a curated record. The coding region runs from base 522 to 1892 and encodes 456 amino acids.
UAUUAUUAUUAUUAUUAUUAUCAUCAUUAUUAUCAUCAUUAUUAUUAUUAUUCCUCAGGCUUCCGGUCGGCAAGCUGUUUUUUCCUUUUCUCUCUUUUAUUUAUUUAUUUAUUUUUACCAACUCACAUUUCCUCUUGAAAUGCCUACGUCCAGACAACGUUUAAUCUGAGUUUUAUUCUAAUUGCACUCACGGGAGAAUGACGGUCCUUUGUGCCCGAAAACACGAGCAAGUUCUGUCUCCCUCGCGCGCGCGUUGACACACACACACACACACACACACGCACAGUUGCACACACUCACCGCUCCGCUUCCUCCUCUUUUCAUCUCGCCCUCGCGCGCAUUACGUAUGAGAGAUCCCGGAGCCGCGCGCUCCCGCCCCCGCGCGCUCGCGCUAUAAAGCGCACCGGUGCCGGUGCUGUUCCUCAGUCGCUGCGGCCCGAGCUCGAGUUCCAGAGCUGACCAGAAGCAGAGAUAGCAGGCUUUCCUCGCUCAGGCUAACUCGCUCACGGCUUUGGUUCGGGAUGGAAACUCGUGGUGCCGCGCGGCGUCAACGCAACUCUCACGCGCUCAGCUUCAAGAGCGGUCUGUCUCUAUGGCUGGUCCUAUGGCUGUUGGCAUGUCACUGUGCCCCAGGGAAAGCAUGUCCAAGGCUGUGUGUGUGCUACCACAUGCCCAUGACCGUCAGCUGCCAGUCUCAGAACUUCACCACGGUCCCGGUUGGCGUACCCUAUGAUUCCCAGCGUGUCUUCUUGCAGAACAACCGCAUCACCGAGCUCAGGGCUGACUCCUUUGGCUUUGAGACCCAGGUCCUUUGGCUGUAUUCAAACAACAUCUCUUGGAUUGAGGCAGGCGCCUUCAGUAACCUGCGUGUGCUAGAAGAGCUGGAUCUCGGGGACAACCCGUCCUUACGGCAAGUGGAUGGUGGGGCGUUCCGGGGCCUCGAGAGGCUACAGAGCCUGCACAUGCACCGGUGUGGCCUGACCGAGCUGCCUGCAGAUGUGUUCCGCAAGCUUUACAGCUUACAGUUCCUCUACCUGCAGGAGAACCAGCUGAACCACCUGCCCGAUGGUGUGUUCUCUGACCUGGUCAACCUCACGCACCUGUUUCUGCACGGCAACCGUCUUCGCAUAGUCUCCGAGAACGCCUUCCGUGGCCUGGUCAACCUCGACCGGCUGCUUCUGCAUGAAAACCGCAUCCGACAGGUGCACCGCCGUGCCUUCCGUGACCUGGGCCGCCUGACCAUCCUCUACCUGUUCAGCAACGCGCUGCGUGAAUUGCCUGGUCAGACGCUCAAGGACACGGCGGGCUUGCAGUUCCUGCGCCUCAACGACAACCCCUGGGCGUGUGGCUGCGAGGCACGCUCGCUCUGGCAGUGGUUCCGCGACGCACGUGUCUCCAGCUCCGAGCUGGUCUGCACCUCGCCUCCAGCACGCCAAGGCCAGGACCUGCGCUUCCUGCGUGAGCUCGACUUUGCCACAUGCCCACUGCCUGAUCCCGGCUCUCUGACUGGCACCACCACCACCACCUUCAGCACCAAGACACGCUGGUGGUUCUCCAAGAACAAACCUGCUGCCUCAGCCAAGGGUGCUUACCAGAAGACCGCCGAGCUGCCCAAAGCCUUCCCGUUCUCCUCGGUGAAGAACGCCCAUUCCGCAGCAGUAGCUGCUGCCGCGAAGUACGAGCUGACGCCGGAGGAGGCUGCCUUGCCGAAACUUGAGCCCGAAGAGUACUGGGCCAACUACGGCAACGAAGAUGCAACCUCAGUCCGUUGCUUCGAGCUCGACUGCGACGACUCACAGAUCCUCCCUUCGUCUUCUUCUGCCUCGCCGUCGUUUCUCUAUCUCCUCUCUCUCUCUCUUCUGGCUCUCUCGCUUCACUUGCUGUUUGGCUGAGCAGAGUGUACUAAUCUCUUC